CGAAGUUACCGCUAGUAGCUUCUAGCCUAGCUAUGAAACCCUGCAAAAGCCAAGCCUAGCUGGUACUCACUUACCGCCCACAGUUAACUAGCUAUAUAGCUAAUUUACUAGAGCUGUUAAACAUAACUGGAUCAAAUGGUUUAUGACCCUGUGCAGCCAUGGGUGACAUGAAAACCCCAGAUUUUGAUGAUCUUCUGGCUGCGUUUGACAUCCCAGAUGCCACUGGGUUGGACGCCAAAGAGCCCAUCCAGGGGAGUCACGAGGAGACAGAGAGUCAGCUGAAGCACACAGGGAUAUGUCUGGAUGAUGGCUUAUUGAGUAACCAAGCUAUCACAACAGGGGAUAUUCCUGCUGUAAGUGUUAUUGUGAAAAACACAAGUCGCCAGGAGUCAUUGGAAGGUUUUGGACCGGCAUUGCAAAAUGGAUUCAGGGGACAAGAGGCGUCCAUUGACAAUGCCGAGACAACUAACACUGGCUUUUCCAAAUCGUUUGUCUCUGCGUUGAACGGGGAGAGUUCAAGAGAGCUUCUUGGAAAGGCACCUAUUCAGCACAAACCUGACGGAACGCCAAUAUUUUCCCAGUCACUUUCUCAUUUUAGUCCCAUCUCUAGUCCUGAGUCCGAAGACACUCAGUGUAGUAGAGAUGAAAUGCAUCCAAAAGAGAGACCCUGUUUCCCAGAAGCUUCAGUUCUGGUGGAGCCCUCAAUCCCAGACAAUCCCAAAAAACUGGACCUCAGCAUGUUUGACGACUGUCCAAAGGACUCUGAUAUUUCCAAGAACACUCAGAGGAGCAGAGCAGAAAGUAGUAGAAGCCAGGAGCCCUCUGAUACCUGUCUCAGAAAUGAAACAGAUACGACACCUAGAAUACGCAGAGCACUUCCCCCACCGAGCAGUAACCAGAACUUUAUUGAGACCAACUGCAAUUCAGGAACCUCGAUGGAUGUUUCCCCUCCUUAUCCGCUUGUAAAAUCUCAGACAUCUAAAUUAUCCUCUUGCCUUGAGGCUCUGGUGGCUCUGAAUGCUAGAAAAGAUCCCAGAGAGUCAUCAGCAGUCCAGAAUGACUGCACGAAAGCAAGCCCCAACGUGCCUAUUUCCCCACGCAGCCCCAGAAGUCCACUUGAAACAGUGAAACGGUUAAUGAAACCCUCUGAUAGCCCUGUGAGCAUCUGCAGUGAUAGUAGUGGCAAAGCUUCCCCCGCAGUGGCAUCUGGGUCGCCCCCUGCCAUACCCAGGGUCAGAAUUAAGACCAUUAAAACCACGUCUGGGCAAAUCAAGCGCACAGUCACAAGUGUGCUGCCAGAUUCAGAGACAGAUGAAGUUCAUUCUGCAUAUGAAUCAUCUCCAGCACAGAGUAUGAUCAGUGAAGAUUCUUACUGCAAUAUGUCUCCUCAUCAGUCUCAAAGUGCGGCUGCUGAAAGCAAUGUUCAAACUAAAGGUACCUCAGCUGGUAUGUCUUCACUGAAGGUUUUACACAACAAAUCAGAGUCCAACUCCCGGAGGUCAGGCACAAUGCAGACCCCAGCAAUAUUCCAUAAUACUAGUGGUCCUGUCAAACGAUCUGUUGCACAUCAGGGGCAGAAACCAAAGAGAGGAUCAGCCACAGCAGGCCAUACAACUAGCACAAACUUCCUUCCCAAAGCAAUGCACUUAGCUAGUCUUAACCUGGUCCCUCAUAGCGUUGCUGCUUCAGUAGCUGCACGGUCCUCCUCUCAUCAACAAAGCCAGCACACGCUCUCCUCUACAAUGUACAGCACUGUCCCACUGGUGCAUCAGGUCAAAACGGCCAAACCCUAUCCUUGCACGUCCACUCCCAAUACAGCAGCAGGAACCUUAAACAGACUGUUGAACAAUGCCAACCCUGUGCCUACAUAUGUGCCCAACCUGAACCCCCCUCCAGAGAGCAAUAUCAGCCUUCCACCACGCGGCUACUGCUGCCUGGAGUGUGGGGACUCCUUCGGCGUGGAGAGGAGUCUUGUGUAUCAUUACAGCAGGAGGAGUGUUCACAUUGAAGUAGGAUGUACGCACUGUGCAAAGACGAUGGUAUUCUUCAACAAGUGUGCCUUGUUGGCACAUGCGCGAGAGCACAAGAACAAUGGCACGGUCAUGCAGUGCACACAGCUUCAUAUGAAACCCAUAGCAGAGGAACAAAUGUUUGCACCCCUGAGUACUGAACCUGUGAAGGCUGACUCUUACUCCUCACCAUCACGCUCAUCUAAAAAACAACCUGUCCUGCCCCUGUAUCCAGACAAUGUCAUUCGCCACCGACUCCGAUGCCUGGAGUGUAACAAGCAGUUACCAGACUACAAAGCACUUGCAGGCCAUUACCAGCGGCCGUCAGAGGAUGUGGAAGGACUAAUGUGUAUGGUGUGCUCAAUGUUGUUACCCAACAAGUGCAGCUUCAGAGCUCACGAACGCAUUCACGCACACAAGUCCCCUUACUGCUGUCCAGAGUGUGGAGCCCUGAGUCGCUCUGCAGACAUACAAAAGCAUGUCAAGGAAAACUGUCUGCACUACGCUCGCAAGGCUUGGUACAAAUGUCUUCACUGUGAUAUGGUUUUCAAAACCCUUCAAGGACAGAAGACUCACAUUGAGGAGAAACACUGUGAAGUCUUUUACAAGUGCUCCAACUGUCCAGUUGCCUUCAAGACCGCUGACGGCUGUGAAGUGCAUUUAAAAAAUAAGCACAGUGCUAGCAAGAUAUUCCCUCAGUUAAUCUUUAAGUGUUCGUGUGAGACAGUGUUCAAGAAAAAGCAGUUACUCUUCCAGCAUUUCCACCAGAAUGCCAACAAGCGUGUCAUGUGCGUGUUCAAGUGUCCAGAAUGCAACUCGGUCUUUCCACAAAAGCACCUGUUAAUGCAGCACUUCAAGGAUGUCCAUGUAGGAAACAUGACAGCAGAGAUGGAGAGCAGCAGUAAACAGACAGACACCACCGACUGGCACCAGGAUGUUCGUUCUGUCCAAGUACAAAAGAGUCGCAGCCCUGUUAAACACACAGAUAGUCCAAGAAAAAAGGCUGAGCAGGACGGCAGACCUCGCGUGAAGCCCACCGGCUGGACGUGCGGGGAGUGUCUCCAGUGGUUCCCUGAACGGGAGGCCUAUGUUUCUCAUGUGAAGACCACCCACGGAAAGUCAGUGAAGAAGUACCCAUGUCGGCAUUGUGAGCAGUCUUUCAACUCUACAACCAGUCUGAGAAGACACAUCCGCAAUGACCAUGACGGAAAAAAGAGGAUUUAUACUUGUUGGUACUGCACGGAUACCAAGACAAUCUUCACGACGAGCAUGAUGUUGAAGAACCACAUCAGUCUAAUGCACGGAAUCAAAAAUCCUGAUCUUAGCCAAAUGCCAAAAACAGCCAUCCAGGAGUCAAAAGAGGCUUUGGGCAAGGGGCCUGCAUCUGAAACACCUGCCGUGGAGGCGCAGGAGGAAGGGCGGGAUCGCACCCGCGCGCUCGAGGCUCCUUCAGCAAAGCGUCUAAAAUCUCAGUUCCGCUGUUCAAAGUGUGGUUUCAUCACAGACGACAGGACACAGUUCCAGCAGCACAUACCACAGCAUAAAACUGAUGAGAACACUCCUCAGUGCCUUCACUGUGGCCUGUGUUUCACAUCUGUGCUGUCGCUCAACAGACACCUUUUCAUUGUUCACAAAGUCAAAGAGGAGGAGAGAGAGGAGGAAGAGGAGGAGGAGCGGAGCACGGACUGUAACUUAAAACUGAGCACUCACUCUCAGACACAAGCCGUCUCUCUGCGGUAACGAGAGCCUCCUCGACACGUCUUUAAAGCUGCUUUAAUAUAUUCAGUUUUCAUGUGAAAGUAAGGGAUGCUUGAUGUUCUGCAUGGAGGUGGUGCAAAAGUGUUUGGGCCUUUUAAUUUUGAAAUUUCUCUCAAGUUAUUCAGAGCUUGUGCAGUAUAUCCAAGCAGAUCCUUAACAUUUAGUAAAGAGCAGUAUUUUCAUAAAUGAGUAUUUUCAAUUGUUUUUAUUUAUCAUUGCAUGUUAGUAAUGUAUUCAUCUUACCUUUCAGACAUAACUGCACAUGUAUUACAGAUGAUUUUUCUUUCUACCCCCCCCCCCCCCCCAACUGUUUCAUCCACCCUGACAGAGACUCAGGAAUGUCUGAAGUUUUUAGGUCUGGUAUCGAUUGAUGGAUUGUCACCUUUGUUAUUGGUCAUUUUAAUUGCUUAAAUGUCUGACGCAUUUGAUGCUACACACUAUUACCUAAAUGGGAUUCAGUAUGUAUGACAUGACUGUGUUGCAAUGAGUUUGCAGUUACAAAGCUAGAAUUGUCACCAUCUAUUACAAAACAUUGCAAAGUUCAGCCUUCAUUUAAAAGACAUAUUGUUUGGCAAACCGUCAUUUGAAAAGCAUCCUGUGAGAUCAGAUGCAGGCGAGCUGUCACGCUGAGCAAAGCCUACUGAAGUUAGGCUGCACAUGAGAACAGGACUUUGGUUUGACUAUUUAGGCGUUCUGAAGUGCUUUUGUUUUUUUAUGUUCAUUGAACGUGUUUGAUUCGUGGGUGCAUGUGUUGUCCCAGAUCUGCCCUUUUUUUUUCUUUUCUUUUUUUGAAUGAGUGUUCAGGGGAAGCAUGGAGAGGUAUUGGGCGUGUGGUGCAGCAGUAUUGAAAAUACCUCAAAUUGCCAGAAGUGUAUUUUUCAGGCAAGCGGACAGUCAAUGUUAUGUCAAAUCAGGGUACGUUGUUUUGGAUAAUCCAGAGCAGGCGUGAAAGUGAAGUUUGGCGGCAUAUCUGAGAUGAUGUUUUCUAAAUCAGGACCUGUUGACAUGAAGUCGCUCAUUUUAAUAAUACUAGUAGGAUCAGAGUUUCUUUAAUCCGUCAUGACUUCAGGGGAAAUAAAUUCCUUAGAUCUGCCCUCAUGAUGGUGGCUACUCUUUGCUCACAGGUCUCGGUUUGUAAAGCAGCAUUUCUCGUUUUGUAUUGAAUACAUGACAGUUCCUACCUCCAUGGUUAAUGGCAGUGAUUGUUAAAUGAAAGUAUUUGAGGAGUUGCAGGUAAUCUCAGUGCAAUGUAAAAAUUAGUAAAUGUGUAUUAUCCCACAUUAUUCAAUUUUAUAAAUUAUUUUGGGAAUGAAAGUAAGGUUAGGAGGUCAUAUUGACUUUACUUGGAAAGUGAACUUUUCUAUUUAAGUGCUAUAUGAGCUUUUUAUUUCUCUGUUAUCUUAAGUCCUUAAAUCACAGCGCUGCAGCUGUUAAACUGCAGAGGCUGAAAAGAAUGACUUGUUCACGACUUAUUCUUUUGUUACGCUCGUUGAAAGAUAUUUGUACUUUUGAUACUGUGUACAAUGAGGACUCGUAUCGGAAAGUGUGUACAUACAGUAGCCAAUGAACCCUGGAUUCACAGCAUUUCUUAAGCCAUUACAUCUGUUCAGCAUGCAGUGGCCCAUGUGCCUUGCUGUAAUGUUUACGUUCAGUACUCACGAAUAAAUU
Messenger RNA from Chelmon rostratus (copperband butterflyfish), 5435 nucleotides. It is a transcript of the gene znf592, whose product is annotated as zinc finger protein 592. NCBI's taxonomy places the organism in Eukaryota, Metazoa, Chordata, Actinopteri, Chaetodontiformes, Chaetodontidae. The coding region runs from base 159 to 3749 and encodes 1196 amino acids. The record is from RefSeq and is a predicted model, not a curated record. The transcript is spliced from 9 exons.